This is a messenger RNA of Zophobas morio, 1774 nucleotides long. RefSeq names its product death-associated inhibitor of apoptosis 2-like. Bases 209 to 1741 code for a protein of 510 amino acids. The record is from RefSeq and is a predicted model, not a curated record. Gene Ontology annotation, biological process: negative regulation of apoptotic process; positive regulation of protein ubiquitination; regulation of cell cycle. Gene Ontology annotation, cellular component: cytoplasm; nucleus. NCBI's taxonomy places the organism in Eukaryota, Metazoa, Arthropoda, Insecta, Coleoptera, Tenebrionidae. The transcript has 2 exons. Gene Ontology annotation, molecular function: ubiquitin protein ligase activity; cysteine-type endopeptidase inhibitor activity involved in apoptotic process.
CGGUAAUGUAGGCGCUUCGACUCACCGGUGCUGGGUAAUGUCAGCCAUCAGCUGACAGUCUUUGGUGAAGUGGUUCGAGAAGGAGAAACGAAUAUUAAUGUCUUAAACAGCAAAGUGAAGUGUUUCGUCCACAUCGUUCAUUUAGUAAACUCCCAAGUUCAGUUUUCUGUAAUUUUGUAAAAAUGACAUAACCUAAAAAUCUAUAAACAUGAACGUUGAACAAAACAGAUUAGACACCUUCCAAGAAUGGCCACAUGAUGCAGUGGUGAGUCCUCAACGCAUUGCCAAAGCUGGUUUUUUUUACAAAAACCAAGGAUUGAUAGUCGAAUGUUUCUCAUGCCAUUUAACAAUCUCCGAAUGGAAUUAUGGUGAUCAAGUAAUGGCCAAACACAAAACUUUAAGCCCUACUUGCCCAUUUGUACUAAAUCCAACUACCUCAGGAAAUGUUCCUAUAAUAUCACAGCCUACUAACGUACCUUCAUCAUCAACAACCUCUGACUCGAUGAAAGACGAAGCUGCGAGGCUUAAAACAUUUAAACGAUGGCCUAUACCUCAUAUCGUAACUGCAGAAAGUUUAGCUCGUGCUGGAUUCUAUUAUCUCAACGCUGGAGACAACACAAAAUGCGCUUUUUGUAAAGGAGUAGUUAGGGCAUGGGAAGUAGGUGAUGAUCCUGAUAGAGAGCACAAGAGACACUUUGAAGAUUGUCCAUUCGUACUAACAGAAAUCAUACCAAGACUCAACUUAAAUUCAAAUGAUGAAGACAAAGUCAAAACGGACUCCUCUUUUUCAAAUCUUCACAUAGUGACUAAUGAAAAUUUACAUUGUUUGGGCGUUCAAACACAUAAGGGACCAAAGAAACCAAAUUAUGCCACUUUAGAGUCAAGAUUGAGAUCCUUUACAAUGUGGCCUCCUGAUUUAAUACAGACUCCCGAUAUAUUGUCACAGGCUGGGUUCUAUUAUGAAGGAAUGGGGGAUCAAGUCAGGUGCUUUCAUUGUGAUGGUGGGUUGAGGCACUGGGAUCCACAGGAUGAUCCAUGGACUGAGCACGCCAGGUGGUUCCCAAGAUGUUCUUUCAUUAAAUUAGUUAAAGGCCAGGAUUUUGUAACGGCGUGUUCAUUGGAGUUGAAUGUCAACAGCAACUUGGAAGAAGUAGACCAGAGACACCAUACUUCUUUCCCCAAAAAGCGUGAAGUCAGCGAACGUGAAGUUCAAGAACACAUGACGGGAGAAGUGGCGUUGUCAGCUUUAGGUAUAGGUCUAAAUGUAGAAAGAGUAAAAAGAGCAAUCCGCGAGAAGUUAGAGCAAACAGGACGUGGAUACUCCCAACCUGACGCUUUAGUAGAAGCCGCCUUAAAUCUCCAACACAGCGAAGAAGAUCUAUCAGAAGAUCAAGAGUCUUCAGGCGUGUUUCAAGUGAAGAAUGUUGUAGACAGUGUCUUAGAUAAUGUUGUAAGAAGUUGCUCCGGUGAUAUUAAAAAAGAAACUGAUGCGUCUGUAGAUAGUAAUCAGAUUAAUGCGCAUAAAGAAUCUUCUAAGAUUGGUAAAACUAUCUCAUUGGAAGAAGAAAAUCGUAUUCUCAAAGAAGCAAGGCUUUGUAAAAUCUGUAUGGAUGCCGAAGUCGGCAUUGUGUUUUUACCAUGUGGACAUCUGACAACCUGUGUUAAUUGCGCACCUAAUCUGGAAGAUUGCCCACUUUGUAGAUCCGCCAUCAAGGCUACUGUUAGAACGUUUUUGUCAUAAUUUAUUAAUUCAAUAAAUUUAUUUUAUAAACUA